CUCAACUUGACGCCGUCUGUGUGGAGAACCCAAUCGCCCGCCUAGCUCGGAGCCCCAGACCUCAACCCAUCGUCCCCACUGGAAAGCAGAACCCAAAGGCGAUCGCCAUUAAAGCGCUCACAGCUCCCAAAGCCGGAAGAAGAUUUUCGGCGUUCCCCAACCUCCAGCGUUAUCUCUGCCAAUCUCCGAAUCGUCCAGCCCUGUUCGAUUCCCAAAUUGUUUUUUUAUUAUUUAUUAACUUUUGUGGGCAACUUUACCCGAUUUCCUCGUCAAUCCCAUCUGCAGAAUCUUGAUUUGAUCUAGGAGGAUGAAUCGUGGCCGAGGUCGAAACGCCGGAGGGUACCGGACGCCUACUAGAGGUCGAUCCUACCGUCCCCGCGGUGCCCCUGUUCAUCAUCACGGCCAUUUUGGAGCUGAUGGAUCUACUGCUGAUGUUCCCCUUGGCAGUAAUGAUGAUUUGCCUAAAGUCAAAAGGCAAACUGCAUGGCAGAAGUCAGCGGGUGGUAAUUUGAGGCAAUAUGAGUGCAAACCGACAUUGGAUUAUCUAUACGAGCCGGAUCAGCCUUCACCUGGUAUUGAUAACUUAUGUUCCCAUACAGGAAAGCUUUCACUAGGGCAAAAUUUGCCACAAGCAGUAGACCGGCCUUCACAACAACCAGAUUGUUUGCCUGCUUCUGAUUCUGCAUUUGGGAAGGAACUUUGUUCAUCAUCUGCACCUCCUGGUUUGACGGACAGACAUGGAACUGAAGGGAGAACUUACAGAGGCCAAAAUUCAGAAAAAGGAAAACAGUUGGAUCUUUCACCACCCAUGGUUAACACUGCCUAUCAGAGUGAAGGGUCCUCUAUCCUUGCAAAGUCCCAUAGUAAAGACAUGGCUACACCGGAUCAGGGACCUGGGUAUGGAAAUGCUUUUCUUGAGAAUGAAGAUGGCCAUGGAAGUUUAGAGCAUUCCGAGUCUUCCUCUGCAGUUGCUCCAUUUGAUAUUUGUCCAGCUACAAGUGGAAGUCAUAUUGUGCUAAAAGCUUCUCUAUUUUCAAAGAAUAGAGAAAGGCGUAAUGAAAACAAGCGGUCAAUGGAAGGGCUAAAUGGAAGUACAUUGAGGGCUGGGAUGGUUCUCCUAAAGAGUUACUUUUCCUGUUCUGAUCAGGUGAAAAUAGUAAAGAAAUGCAGAGACCUUGGUUUAGGUUCCGGAGGUUUUUACCAACCUGGUUACCGGGAUGGAGCAAAAUUACAAUUGAAAAUGAUGUGCCUUGGAAAGAAUUGGGAUCCUGAGAAGGGCGAAUAUUUAAGUGAACGGCCAAUUGAUGGAACUAAACCACCUGGUAUUCCUACUGAAUUUUAUCAGUUGGUAGAAGAUGCAAUAGAAGAUUCCCAUAAACUUAUUAAGAAAGAGGGCAAAGGUAGAAAUGCAGAGGACAUACUCCCCUGGAUGACACCAGAUAUUUGUAUCGUCAAUUUCUACGCAAGAAGUGGCAGACUAGGUCUCCAUCAGGAUAAAGAUGAAAGUUCGGACAGUCUUCGUAAAAGAUUGCCUGUUGUUUCGUUCUCUUUCGGAGACACAGCUGAAUUCUUAUACGGUGAUGAGAGGGACACUGAGAAGGCUGACAAAGUUCUAUUAGAAUCAGGAGAUGUACUGAUAUUUGGUGGUCAAUCUAGGCAUGUUUUUCAUGGGGUAUCAGCCAUUCAUGCAAAUACAGCCCCUAAGGCCCUUCUGGAAGAAACGCAGCUUCGUCCAGGACGUUUGAAUCUGACUUUCAGGGAGUACUAACUAUGGACAGCCUUCUACAUUGGCCUUGGGGUGUUUGUACGGUAUUUAGUUAUUCAGAGUUGCUGUGCAGUUUUAGUUGAACAAAAGACUGCUUACUUUAUAAUAUGUGCAGAUCAAUUCACUUGUGCUGUUGGAAGCAGGAUCAUAGAGAGCACAUAUUAAAAACACGUAUGAUGUACCUUUUGUGUCAAAAAAGAAAUGCAAAUAUAUAGCUUUUGAUGUUCU
This is a messenger RNA of Malania oleifera, 1993 nucleotides long. RefSeq lists its product as uncharacterized. The transcript has 4 exons. Gene Ontology annotation, biological process: oxidative RNA demethylation. Gene Ontology annotation, cellular component: cytoplasm; nucleus. The coding region runs from base 308 to 1768 and encodes 486 amino acids. NCBI's taxonomy places the organism in Eukaryota, Viridiplantae, Streptophyta, Magnoliopsida, Santalales, Ximeniaceae. The record is from RefSeq and is a predicted model, not a curated record. Gene Ontology annotation, molecular function: oxidative RNA demethylase activity; broad specificity oxidative DNA demethylase activity; ferrous iron binding.